Molecule: messenger RNA, 540 nt
Organism: Rangifer tarandus platyrhynchus (Svalbard reindeer)
Lineage: Eukaryota; Metazoa; Chordata; Mammalia; Artiodactyla; Cervidae
Source: the annotation of a GenBank genome assembly
AUGUCGUCAGAUGACCUCUACUCGGGCCUUUGGCGUCCAACAGAGCUCUUGUUGGGAAGUUGCCUGAGGUCUGUCGAACAGAAAACAACACUGGAGGAUGGUUUCUCUGGGACGAGGCCGCAGGCAGAAGGCCUCCCGGGCGUUAUAAGCGACACCCCUCAUUAUGGACUGCAACACAGCUGCUUGUCCAGGAAGGAUGGGGUCUUCUGCGAGGCUUUCAGAGAGAAGGCCCUUGGGAGGCGUUAUGAGCAGAUUUCAGGAAGUAGGAAAAUUCUGCAUUUCCAUGUGAUGACAGGAAAACAUUCCAGAAACUUUAAACUUCAGUUGUUGUCCGCUCCCCGCCAAGCCCCGACUCUGGUCAAUGAAGACUUGCUUCAGCCUGUGUCCUCAGUCCACGCGAUAACACAGCUCAGAACAUGCAAUGGCAAACAGCCUGGAAUCCGCGUCCUGGCCCGGCUCUGCUUCGGCCCCACAGGCGGUGGACAGCAAGGGUGGACCCACCAAACUGCCCGAGGCUUAAGAGAGGGGAGACCAGGGUGA